Molecule: messenger RNA, 1473 nt
Organism: Coccomyxa subellipsoidea C-169
Lineage: Eukaryota; Viridiplantae; Chlorophyta; Trebouxiophyceae; Coccomyxaceae
Exons: 8
Coding region: 1-1473 (490 amino acids)
Source: RefSeq, a predicted model, not a curated record
AUGAAUCUGCAUGCAUGCCAAUACAGGCGCAGCCGCAGGAAGCAAGGAGCAGGUUUGAUUCUUGCUCGGAAAGCCACACAGGAGCCGGAUGCCCCGGCGUCUUUCUGGUCUAAGACAGUCAAGGGAACACUGAAAAGGUGGACCACAUCCGAGAGGGACAGUGAGAGUGCCAGCAACGCCACCAAAAAAGGAUCCUCGACACAGAAUGGCUCAUCUCAACGUAGCAGGCAGAAAUUGGGCAGUGGCACAGUGAAGCAGAGGGUUUCACAGGGAAGUAAGCGCGGGAAGACAAUUAAGCAGACGUCUGGAGAGACCAGAGGGCAGGCGAAAAGCAGUAGAAAGGGUGGGCGCUUCUAUUGGAACAUCACAGGGUUUCCAUUUCCUCUGGGACCGCUCCUCACAAGAAGGACGAUACGAUAUGAGGUGGAGCGCGGCAGUAUGUGGACAUUCGAGCAGGAGCAGGCGCUGGGAUUUAGUAAUGUGACCACCAACGUGCGCAUGACUGUCAUCAAGCUGCGCAGCGGGGGGCUCUGGGUGCACGCCCCCAUCGCGCCCACCAAGGAGUGUGUGGCGCUGGUGAAGGAGCUGGGGGCACCAGUGGAGCACAUAGUGCUGCCAACAUUCGCAGUAGAGCACAAGCUGUUCGUGGGGCCGUUCUCGCGCGCGUUCCCUUCUGCGCAGGUCCACGUGGCACCCAGGCAAUGGAGCUGGCCGCUGUGGCUGCCGGUGCAGUUCUUCGGCAUAUUCCCCUCCAGCAUCCUGGUAGACAACGACGCAUCCACCCCCUGGGCUGACGAGCUCGAGCAGAAGAUCUUCUCCUCAGCUGUUGGCAUUGGGCCCUUCUUGGAGGUGGCAUUCUUCCACAAGGCCACAAGAACGCUGCUCACCACCGAUUCAGUCAUCAUGGUUCCCCAAACCGCCCCAGAGGUGAGUUUAUUUGUCCUCACAAAAAGUGCAGUAGCCAAUCUAGGCCACCAGACAGGUAAUUACCUUUUAAGAGCAGAGCUGAAAUGUCAAUGUCUUUUUCUUGGAACAGGCUGGCAGCGGAUGGCGCUGCAGAUUCUUUAUUUCGUGCCCUUCAACCUGCUGCAGCCGGCGCGCAGCUUCGCGGCAGUUUCCGGGAAGCUUCUGGUCUCGCCGGUGCUGAAGAAACUGGUGUUUUUGAACUCGCGGGAAGAGACAAGGAGGUGGGUGAGUGACAUAACCAGCAGUUGGGAGUUCCGGCGAAUUAUCCCUGCACACUUUGCUGCGCCUGUACAGGCAACGCCCCAGGACUUCAGGGCGGCAUUUGCAUUUGUGUUUAGCGAGGAGGAGGCCGCGCAGCCGAGCAAGGAGGGUGGGUUCCUGGGUCGGCUGUGGAUCUUGAAUUCGAAUUCGAAAGCGCGCGCGGUGACCGAGUUCCCGGCGGAUGACAUGCGCGCGCUGGACGGCCUGGAGCGUAUCCUGCGCCAGGCGGGCGUGCUGAACAAAUGA